Messenger RNA from Candidozyma haemuli, 2778 nucleotides. RefSeq names its product Phm7p (gene PHM7). NCBI's taxonomy places the organism in Eukaryota, Fungi, Ascomycota, Pichiomycetes, Serinales, Metschnikowiaceae. Gene Ontology annotation, cellular component: plasma membrane. The coding region runs from base 1 to 2778 and encodes 925 amino acids. The transcript is spliced from 2 exons. The record is from RefSeq and is a predicted model, not a curated record. Gene Ontology annotation, molecular function: calcium-activated cation channel activity.
AUGUCGGAUUCUAGUUCAGGAGGUGGCAGUUCUUCUGCCUCCCAGUUGUUAUCUACAUUGAUUCCUACGUUCGUGAUAAGUGUGGUCUUCACAUCAAUCUUUUUGUUACUCCGUAAGUCAGAGAAAAGAGUCUAUGAGCCAAGGACCAGUGUUGAAACUGUUUCCAAGGACUUGCGUCCAGAAGAUAGUCCUAAAGGUAUGUUCGCAUGGGCGACACACUUGGUUAGGAAGCCUACUCCUUAUCUUAUCCAACAAUUAGGUGCUGAUGGGUAUUUCUUUCUCCGCUUUUUGUUUGAGUUUUCGUUUAUUUGCUUCCUUGGUUGCCUCUUGCUUUGGCCCAUCCUUUUCCCUGUCAACAUAACAAAUGGCAAUGGCAAGGAACAAUUGGACAUGUUGACUUUCGGUAAUGUCAGCGACAAGAAUAGAUACUUUGCACACGUAUUUUUGUCGUGGAUUUUUUUUGGUGCUGUGAUAUUCGUUAUCUACAGAGAAUUGGUCUAUUACACAACGUUUAGACAUGCAUUGCAAACUACGCCAAUGUAUGACUCGCUAUUGUCGUCUCGUACAAUGCUUCUCACAGAAAUUCCCGAGGUGGCCUUACUGGAAACGGAACUAAGAGGCUUCUUUCCAACUGCGACAAAUAUUUGGUACGCCAGAGACUACAAAGAGCUUACGGAGCAAGUCAAGGAAAGAACCAAACUUUCUGCAAAGUAUGAAGGAGCAUUGAACGGUGUACUUUGCAAGGCUGUGAAAUUGAAGAAUAAGCUUGAGAAGAAAGGUGAACCACUCCCUGAACCUUCUGAUGACCUCAAUAAGUACUUGAAGGAAGGUAAGAAAAGGCCGACACACCGCUUGAAGUUCCUCAUUGGCGACAAAGUAGAUACGUUGGACUACAGCGUCGACAAACUCGGCGAGUUAAACAAAAAAAUUAAGAAGGGCCAAGCUGAGCAUAACUCAAAUUCUCAGAUUCCCUCAGUAUUCAUUGAGUUUCCUUCGCAAUUGGAGUUGCAACGGGCAUACCAAGCGAUUCCUUAUAAUGACAGCUUUAAAGGAACCAGCAGAUUUACUGGUAUAGCUCCAGAUGACGUGAUAUGGCCAAACUUAGCAUUGACCAAAACAAAGCGUCGCUUGAAGAAAAUCGGUGCUUCUACUCUCUUGACGCUCACAAUUAUCUUUUGGUGUAUUCCAGUGGCAGUGGUAGGUGCGAUAUCUAAUAUUAACUUCUUGACGGAGAAACUUCCUUGGCUUGAUUUUAUCAACAACUUACCGGAUCAGUUGAUGGGAAUCAUUACAUCCCUUCUUCCCGUGGUCGCUUUGGCUAUCUUGAUGUCGCUCAUACCACCAUUCAUCAAGAAAAUGGGCAAGGUAGCUGGCUGCAUUACCGUACAGCAGGUGAAUUCGUACUGCCAGAAUUGGUUUUUUGCGUUUCAGGCUGUGAAUACUUUUUUGGCAGCUGCUAUUGGUUCCUCUGCAGCUUCUUCUGUUCAGGAGAUCAUUGAAGAGCCUUCCUCUGCGAUGGAACUUUUAGCGAGCGAACUUCCCAAGUCCUCCAAUUUCUAUCUUUCAUAUUUGUGUCUUUACGGUCUUGUCUUUUCUUCGAAGGCAUUAGCGAACGUUGUUGGGCUCGCAUUAUCUAAAGUGCUUGGUCGUAUUCUAGACAAAUCUCCAAGAGCGAAAUGGACUCGUUAUACUACAUUAGGUCAACCUGACUUUUCGGUGCUCUACCCAUCCUUCCAGCUCAUUUGUUUGAUCGCUUUGACAUACUCCGUCAUUGCCCCAUUGGUUCUUGGGUUCGCAGCAAUCUCGUUCUUCCUUAUAUUUUUCGCCUUCCUUUACACCCUCACUUACGUCCUUCAGCCAAUGCAGACAGAUGCGCGAGGCAGAAAUUAUGCAACCGCAUUAUUCCAGUUAUUCGUUGCUCUUUAUCUUGCUGAGGUUCUCAUUUUGGCCCUCUUCGUCUUCAGCAAGAAUUGGGCAUGUGUGGCACUUGAGGGCGUCUGGAUUCUUGUUACUGCCGUCUGCCAUCAGUGGUUCAAAUGGAAGUUUCUUCCACUUCUUGAAGUUGUUCCAAUUUCUGCCAUUAAAUACGCUUCGGGCGAUCGCACCUUCCAAUACCCUAUGUAUGAUCAGGGUCUCAAGGAGAUUAGAACUGAGGGGGAGAACUAUUGGGAAGGUGGCAACCAAUUGGGUCUCUCAAACUCUCCUUUGGACCAGGUGUUAGCUGACCCUAGAACGGAUGAGUCUGACGCCUACACACGGACAGGAACGAACGAGAAGGAGUCUGCCACAGAAACUAAGAAGUUUGAGCCCGUUCCCGUGCGGCCAUCUAGUGAAGCUCAAGGUGGUGCAUUGACAAGAUUCUUCAAACCUAAGACCAACUCAUUUGACAUGGUAAGGGAGGAAAUGCCUAAUGCUUACCUCAACUACAUUGAGUAUAACCCAGAGUUCGUGCGUACCGCCUAUGAUGAUCCUGUCGUUAACGAUGAGGAACCCCAUAUUUGGAUCCCCAAAGAUAGCAUGGGAUUAUCAGAGAUCGAGAAGAAUAAAGCUCUUGAAAAUGGUGUUGAUGUGAGCGAUUCUGAUGCUGGAUUUGACGAGAAGGGAAGAACGGAGUACUACGGGCCUCCUCCGUCGUAUGAAGAGGCGUUGAAAGUCGUCAAAGCCAACAAUGUGCCACCGCUACUGGAAACGGCGUUAGUCCAAGAGACAGAGGAAGGCUUUACCGUCGGUGAGAUCCAAGAGGUUCAUCGGGAUAUCCCCGAAGAUGAUGACGAAUAG